AUGGCAUUUCUAUCGAAUCCUCGUACGAGAGCCGAUUCUCUGUCUCGGUAUUGCCGGUGCUCAGAAGGAAAACAGCCCGCUUUAGGCCAUACUCCCGGCGAUGUCUCAGGACCUUUCACCAGGUCGCUAAGAGAUUUUCUACGAUUACGUGUUGGUCUGGGUCCGGAACGCAGCCAGGUAGAUUCUAUUGCAGCUAAAGCUCAUGAUGCUAGUAUCUUCAGUCGUGCUUCGUAUCACUGCCGGUUGAUUGCCACUAUACCAAUAUAUCUGUUUUGUACUAGCCGUAGUCUCGGGCAGUUGGAUGGGUGCUUCACAGAGGGAAAUGGACCACAUUUCGAAAGUCAAGCCGCAUUAUCAAGAUUUUCUGAUGAAUCAAAGGUCUCAUCUACCAACGCUGACCUAUUUGGCAAUAGAACUACAGCACUUCCCGGGCAUGUUCGGGUGUACCAAUUCUCGUUACUGAGCACGGAAUUCAAGGACACAGGGUGGACCUCAGAUGGCUCUGACAAGUAUCUACUUCGUGUAUCCUGGAGAGUGUUCGUCGGUAGUACGUUGAGGGGAAUUAUACGACGUGGAAACGUUCUAGAUCUAUUCGGGGCCAAUGCCAUUUUGAAGAUCAUGUGGUUUCUUAGUAACACUGAUUAUCUGCCGAACAGUGAUGUCAUAAUAUACGACAUUUCGUAG
Xylaria bambusicola is the source of this 684-nucleotide messenger RNA. RefSeq lists its product as uncharacterized. The record is from RefSeq and is a predicted model, not a curated record. Lineage: Eukaryota; Fungi; Ascomycota; Sordariomycetes; Xylariales; Xylariaceae. Bases 1 to 684 code for a protein of 227 amino acids. The transcript is spliced from 2 exons.